Molecule: messenger RNA, 2107 nt
Organism: Mytilus californianus (California mussel)
Lineage: Eukaryota; Metazoa; Mollusca; Bivalvia; Mytilida; Mytilidae
Product: bifunctional glutamate/proline--tRNA ligase-like
Exons: 11
Coding region: 1-1575 (524 amino acids)
Biological process (GO): prolyl-tRNA aminoacylation
Cellular component (GO): cytoplasm; aminoacyl-tRNA synthetase multienzyme complex
Molecular function (GO): ATP binding; proline-tRNA ligase activity
Source: RefSeq, a predicted model, not a curated record
AUGAAAAGAAUUUACCAAAAGCUAACGGGUGAGGACAGUUCUAAAGAUAACAGAAAGAAGAAGGUAACCAGAUUAGGUUUGGAAGCGAAAAAAGAAGACAAUUUAUCUGAAUGGUAUUCACAGGUCAUCCAGAAAUCUGAGAUGAUAGAGUAUUAUGAUGUGAGUGGGUGUUAUAUAUUACGUCCGUGGUCGUAUUCCAUCUGGGAAGCUAUCAAAUCUUUCUUUAAUGGUGAAAUAAAGAAGCUGGGCGUAGAAAAUACGUAUUUUCCCAUGUUUGUUUCCCGUGCUGCCUUGGAAAAAGAGAAGACGCAUAUUGCAGAUUUUGCGCCGGAGGUUGCAUGGGUAACAAAAUGCGGAAAAACGGACAUAGCAGAACCUAUAGCAAUUCGACCAACAAGUGAAACCGUCAUAUACCCAGCUUAUUCUAGAUGGAUAAAAUCCCAUAGAGAUCUUCCAUUAAAGCUAAACCAAUGGUGUAACGUCGUUAGAUGGGAAUUCAAACACCCCCAGCCAUUUCUUCGUACGAGAGAAUUUUUGUGGCAAGAAGGACAUACUGCCUGGGCAAAUAAAAAGGAUGCUGAAGAAGAAGUAUAUACCAUCUUGGAGCUAUAUGCCAGAGUAUAUGAGGAUCUUUUAGCAAUACCAGUUGUUCGUGGUAGAAAAACUGCUAAAGAAACAUUUGCCGGAGCAGACUUCACUACAACGGUCGAGUCGUAUAUUUCAGCUAGUGGAAGAGGAAUCCAGGGUGCAACCUCACAUCACCUUGGUCAGAACUUUUCAAAAAUGUUUGAGAUUGUAUAUGAAAACCCUGAUACUCAGGAAAAAGAAUUCGUCUAUCAGAACUCUUGGGGUUUAACUACUCGUACCAUUGGCGUUAUGUGUAUGGUUCAUGGCGACAAUAAAGGAUUAGUACUACCACCUAAUGUUGCUAGUGUUCAGGUUAUAAUAAUACCCUGUGGAAUAACAGCUAACUUAACAAAGGGAGAUAAUGACGAAUUGAUCAGCAAAUGUGAAAUGUUAAAGUCGCAACUUAAUGACAUUGGAAUUAAAACUAAAGCCGACUUGAGAGACAACUAUUCCCCAGGAUGGAAGUUUAACCAUUGGGAACUGAAGGGAGUUCCAAUUCGUAUUGAACUUGGACCACGUGAUGUGAAGAAUGACCAAGUUGUAGCAGUUAGACGAGAUACCGGUGAUAAAAUCACCAUUCCAAAAGAUCAAGUAUCUUCGAAAACAGGGGAUUUAUUAAAGCAGAUACAAAACCACCUAUUCCAGAGGGCCAAAUCUGAAAUGGACAAUCACACGGUAGUGUCACACGAUUGGGGAGACUUUUGCAGUCAGUUAGACCAGCGAAAAAUAAUACAUGCUCCAUUCUGUGGACGCGUUGAGUGUGAAGAAAGUAUUAAGAAAGAUAGUGCAAGAGACAAUGUUGCAGAAGAAGGUCAACCAGCUAUGGGCGCCAAAGGAUUGUGUAUCCCCUUUAAACAACCACAACAACUUGAGCCAGAUGCAAAGUGUAUUCAUCCGAAUUGUUCAGAAAUCGGAAAACAUUAUACACUUUUUGGGAGAAGCUACUAAUGAACAGUUUAACUGACUUCGUUUCAGAUUUUCCUUCUUUAGAUUGGUUAACAGAUAUAGUAACAUUAUCAAGUUUCAUGAAAAUAUCAAGUGUUCAUAAAUAAAGAUAAAAAGUACUUGUAUGUCCUCUAAGGUAGUAUAAUUGAGUAUUAACUAUCUUGUAUCACAAAUGAUCAAUUGAGAUUAUUUCACUCAAAUAAGUUUUUGACAGAAAUUAAAUUUAUGGCACAUUUGUAUUAUGAUUUUUCUGAUGGUAAUAUUGUUUCAGAAAAUAUUUUCAUCUGUUAAAUCAGUUAUAGAAUUUGGGUUGUGAACAUGGUGAAGGGAUAUGACUAAUAUAAUUCAAUUUUACAAGAAAGAAAACGAGUCUCUAUUUUUUCUUUAUAUUUCUAUAUUUAUUUCAUAUAUAAGAACUAGCUUCUCGUAAUUCAAAAAAAAUUAAGGUGAUCAUUUGGAAUCAUUUGUUGUCAUUUGCUCUAAUUGUGUGCUGUAUCCUUGUUUAAUUCUAAUAAAAUAUGAUGAAUGCAAAAAA